CUCCCUGAUAUAUGUAGCCCUGCAGGUUGCUUCAUUAGCUGCUGUUUAUCUCCCUUCUAUGUGUAGCCUUGUCCUGGGGCUCAGAUUUAUCUGAAAAGCCACAAGAGAGGCUGGCCAGAUCACAGAGGAGCCCAAGCAGCUAAACAAAACACUGAAGUACUGCUGCCACUUCAUACCAACCAUGAGUAAGAAUGCCGAUGAAGAUCAGAUCAAGGACAGGCUGGAGCAGCUGAGAUGUCACUUUACAUGGGAUUUGCUAAUUGAAGACACUGAAAUGCCUGAUUUGGAAAACAGGAUCUUGGAUGAGAUUGAGUUCCUGGACACCAAAUACAAUGUGGGAAUACACAACCUACUGGCCUAUGUGAAACACCUGAAAGGCCAGAAUGAGGAAGCCCUGAAGAGCCUGAGAGAGGCUGAAGACUUAAUCCAGCGAGAACAUGCCGACCAAUCAGGCAUGAGAAGUCUGGUUACCUGGGGCAACUAUGCCUGGCUGUACUACCACAUGGGCAGACUAGCAGAAGCCCAGGCUUACGUGGACAAGGUGGAGAACACUUGCAAGAAGUUUCCAAAUUCCUCCAGCUAUAGGAUGGACUGUCCUCACAUGGACUGUGAGGAAGGAUGGGCCUUGCUGAAAUGUGGAGGGAAGAAUUAUAAACGGGCCAAAGCCUGCUUUGAAAAGGCUCUGGAAGCGGACCCCGAAAACCCUGAAUUCAGCACUGGGUAUGCAAUCACCGCCUAUCGCCUGGACGGCCUUAAUGGAGCACCACACAAUAGUGAGGAAAUUUGUCUGAACCUACUAAAACAGGCCAUCAGGCUAAAUCCAGAAGAUGCGUAUAUUAAGGCUCUCCUUGCCCUGAAGCUUCAGGAUGUAGGACAAGAAGCUGAAGGAGAAAAGUACAUUGAAGAAGCACGGACCAACAUGUCCUCGCAGACCUAUGUGCUUCGAUAUGCAGCCAAGUUUUACCGAAGAAAAGGCUCUCUAGAUAAAGCUCUCCAGCUCUUUAAAAAGGCCCUGAAGGCAACACCCUCCUCUGCCCUCCUGCAUCACCAGAUAGGCCUUUGCUACAGAGCACAAGCGAUUCAAAUACAGAAAGCUAGAAACUGGCAGCCUAGAGGACAGGAUAGAGAAAAUAUUGACAGAAUUGCAAGAUUAGCCAUAUCGCAUUUCGAAUUUGCUCUGGAAGAAAAACCCACAUUUGAGAUUGCUUAUGUACACCUGGCAGAAAUGUAUACAGCAGUAGGCAACCUUAGCAAAGCUGAAGACGCUUAUCAAAAAGUGUUAUGCAUGAAAUUAAUCGAAGAAGAAAAGCUGCAAAAGAUACAUUUCUACUAUGGCCAAUUUCAGGAAUUUCAAAGGAAAUCUGAAGUCCAUGCAAUCGUCCAUUAUUUAAAAGCAGCAAAAAUAGAAAAGGCAACAUUUGCAAGGGAUAAAAGUAUCAGUUCUUUGGAGAAAUUGGCUCUAAAGAAACUUCAGAGAAAUGCAUUAGACAUAGAAACCUUGAGCAUCCUGGGGUUCAUCCACAAAGUGAAAGGAGAAAUGCAUAAAGCCCUGGAGUAUUAUGAGUGGGCCCUGAGGCUGGCUGCUGACUUUGAGAACUCUGUGGGACAUGAUCCCUAGGCAAUGAAAUAUGGACCACUUUCCUAUUUCGUCUUAUUUUAGGUUAACAUGUACUAAUCCUCUUAUCUUCUUGCUGCUUUCAGAACAUAUUAUGUAAUUCACUGUAAUGAUGCAAGGUUUGAAAACUUACUCCAACCUGGUAAAAUAGUAGUUGCAUUCAGAAAACAGUGAAACAGAAUACAUAUGUCUUUGUGUGUGAGAGAGAGAGGAAGAGAGCGCGAAAGAGUGGAACCAUAUCUCUGUGAAUGCUAUAUAGUAGAAAAAAACAGUUUGUUGAGUAGAUUUGCAGCAAAUGAAACAAUGGACUUACAUAAAAUAAAAUGUUUAAUUCAUUCAUGUUAUAUACAAAUAGUUUUCAGUGCUAGAUACCAAAAAUACUAUAGUGAUGUAGGGGAUGAAAAAAUGCUUUUUCCUCUACCCUUCUUAGGUACAACGGCUGGGGCCCCAUAAAUUAGACGGAUAAAAGACAGAUUAAUAAGAAAAAAACAAACAAGUUUAUUAACACAUGCAUCACGCAUACACACGGGAGUACCGAAUGAUGAGUGAACUCAAAGAAGUGGUUAGAACUUGGGCUUAUAUAGCAUCCUAACAAACAAACAAUACAUUUUUAGAGAACUGCUAAGAUAAGGGAAAAGAACUUUGAGUUUCUAGGGUAGCAAAGUAAAUAUGUGGGGGAAACUAAUGGAAGAAAAGAGCUAGUUAGUAAGGCUUGUUGUGUCGAUUCCUCUGGUAGUGACUCUGGGCUGAUAAGAGCCUAAAGUUGUUUCAGGAGAUUAACUUCUGUCCUUCCUGGUGGGGGGGGGACACCUUUACAAAUUUCUGUCCUGCUUUUAGGCAGAUAUGGGGAUAACAGAGAGCUUUUCUUAUAUCUGCUUCUUCUCAAUUGCGUUCAGCUCAAAAUAAGCCUUAUGCCAACAUGGUAUAUUUUGGGAUGGCAUAUUCUGCUACCCAUCAGUGAACAAAGCAGACAUUUUCCCCAAACCUCCUGCAGCAUAUAGUCUAGUAAGAGAGAGAGACAGUAAAACAAGCACACAGUCAAUUAAAGGUCAGCUUUCUCCAUGAAGAUGUUAGAAAUUUAAUUCAUUGUCAAACUGUCCCAACUAGUUUCUCUUGUUUUAUGCCCUUUUGUUUGAAGCACUAUUUAUUUAGUCAUUUGCUGGAGCUGAUCUAGUUAGAUCAAGAAAUAUGAAAAGGAUACUAAAUGAUCUGGGAGAUGAUCUGUAGCAAUCACCUUUGAUUAUGACAUUUUAUUAAAAGGCAAUUCACAACAAAUAACAUUUUUAAAAAGAAAACUAAGGAAACAAUGUUAUUUUUUCAUUCUUGGAUUUGUUUUGGGAGAGGAUGUAUUAAUUUCCUACUGUGGCUGUAACAAAUUAGCACAAACGUGGUAUCUUCAAAUGACACAAAGUUAUCUCACAGUUCUGGAGGUCAGAAGUGUGAAAUGGGUUUCAUUGAACUCAAAUCAAGCUGUUGGCACAGCCACACUCCUUCCUGAGGCUCUAGGAGACAAUCCUUUUUGUACCUAAUCCAGCUUCUAGAGGCUGCCUGCAUUUCUUGGUGGGGACCUCUAAUUCACAAGAGUACAAGUCCCCAAGGAAUUCACAGAAAUAUUGGGGAGGGCUUUGGAUAUUUCCCGAAAUUCUAUAGUAAUUGAAGUGAGCAAAAUUUAUAUCGUUGAGGGGCUGGCAUAAGAGUUACAUAAAAGUAAUCUUCCCAACCUCAUUAUCACUAAAACAAGAGAUUUAUUAGAUUUAACAAAAACGAUAGUUUCAAGUGCUUGAUUUGGAGGAAGGAUGCUGUGUGGUGCUAAAUAAGUAACCAUUACGAACUCUCACAGAGUCAGUAAUACGAAAAGCAAAUAACUGUUGGAUAAUUGGUCAAAUCUUUGACUAUUAGGCAAUUCUUCCCAGACAUUGCUAUACAUCAUUUGCAUCCAGAAAGCAGAGCUCAUUAAUGCAAAAUUAAUCUCUGGAUUAUGUAUUCUGUUCCUAGGGGGUGUGUCUGACAAUCUCCAGAGAUCAGGAUUACUUAGUGUUUCUUAUAACUUAAUACCAUCUCACUAUCCAAUCCUUCCCAACUCGACAAGAGAUCUCUGCACUUCCCAGAACUCAGUAAUACUAAAGUGUGGGACAGUCUAGAUGUUCACGGAGAAAAACAAGCAGCAAAUUUAGGAAAAUAGAUGCUCUUUGGUAUUGAAAAUACUAUUGCCAAAUUUACACAUGAAUAUCUCCAGGCAUUACCAAGAGGUCUCUUUAAAUUGACAGCCUAAUUUCAGAAGCUUGUUACUCCCACGAAAAUGACUGACAGAACUUCAGCUGGUGUCCUUAUUUAGAGUUCUUCCACUCAAGAAUUUCUCCAAGUGUCCAGUGAGUGUCUUUCAUGUACCCCUAAAUCAGGCCAAACUACAGCUCCUGCCAUUCACUACUGUUGUCGGUACCCCAGCCCAGGUCUUUGCUAACUGCUAUCUAAACACUACUGCAGGCUCUAGCUCGAGCCUUGGGGAUCACCCUGGCCACCAACGUCUCCAUUCUCAUCAUGCUGCUAGAGCUGGACCUGUACUGGGACAAAGGGCCUCUACCCUAUAGCCUGCCCCAGCUUGAAUUACUCACCCUCAGUCUGUGUCCAUAGAUCUGUAUCUUGUCCCCAGUCAGACCAAAUGUGAUUCAGCCACCUCCACUCUGGAGUCCCAGGCUGAAGGGAGUAGGCCUUCUCUGACAUUCCCCUUGAUACCCACCCUCUCACCCAGGCCUCCUCCUGAACUCCAGUGCCAUCCUCAACUUCACUUGAUCUGUAUUCAACUUUUGCUCUCCUACCUGAAGUCUACCUCCUAUCUCUUGCAGGCUGUACAAUGAGAACCAAUUCAAAUAAAUUAGGAAUAUACAUGAGGGUAGUAUUUACAGCAG
This is a messenger RNA of Diceros bicornis minor, 4521 nucleotides long. Its product is annotated as interferon-induced protein with tetratricopeptide repeats 1-like. Gene Ontology annotation, cellular component: cytosol. The coding region runs from base 182 to 1618 and encodes 478 amino acids. The transcript has 2 exons. Gene Ontology annotation, biological process: defense response to virus. The record is from RefSeq and is a predicted model, not a curated record. Lineage: Eukaryota; Metazoa; Chordata; Mammalia; Perissodactyla; Rhinocerotidae. Gene Ontology annotation, molecular function: protein binding; RNA binding.